CUGUUCAACCAACCACACCGUCUCGAACGAUUGUUUCACCUGUUUGUUUGCAACAUAAACUUGGGGAUCAUGGAGUUAAGUGAUGUGAAGGAAGCGGCUCUGUUGUCAUGGGUAAACGGCGUGUGUCCAGAGAAACCCGUUUGGAAAAUCCUUCAAAUAAAGGAUGGGCAACUCCGGAGGUUUGCCUACAAAGUAUGUGGGAAAAUGUCUUGUGAAACGUUGUUGGUGCCACCAUUUUCAGAGACUAUUAAAAUCAUUUUCAACAUACUGAUGGACGAAUUUGUCUUUAACAGAGGACAGAGUGCAGUUAUCUCUAAGAAGAUAAAUGAAGGAAUUGAACUUGACCUUCAGCUCGCCAAGGUGGUUCUUGUCCUCUGUUAUUGUGAUUUUAAAGUAAACAACAUGAUUCCUGAUUUAGACGUCAAGACUGAGCUGAUGAUAUCAUCGAUGUUUCGCUUUGUAAGAGAUGACGUUGAUGGUCUGUCUUUAGAUGAAUGCCUAGAUAAGUUUCUAACCAAAGACUGCGUCUUGCAUUUAUCCUCUAGUAGUGAGUGCAGCAUCAAUUCAUCAUUUUGUACCGGUGAUGAGUCUCCAUUCUUCGGCUGGUUUCACGGUCCUCCCAGAGACGGAGACCAACUAGAAAAAGAGCUGGCCAAUCAGAUUAGCAUCAUCCCUGAGAAAGAGGGUAUCCUCUCUCAACUGCAGCACCGGAUGGAUCAUCUCCUACAAAAAAUAGGAGAAUUUGAGAAGGGCCAUGAUGUAUAUCAGCUGGAACUUCAGGAGAAGAAAGAAUGUCUUCUCCAAAGAGUGCACGAGAUUGUAAAGCAAUGUCAAGAUUUCAAAACCAGCAGCUCUCAGAAAGAAAUCAAGAUUAAUGAGCUGAGAGAGGAAAAUGCAACUCUUGCUGCUCAGGUCCAAAAUGCUUUUGCCCAGCUGAAAAGAGCUGAGGAGGAGAUUGCUAAACUCACACUGGCUUGUGAAAUGUCUCGGUCUAAAUGGGAGAAUGAGCUGAAUGAAGCUGUCACACAGAGGGCUUUGACCAAAAUUGAGAGCCUCCAGAUAAAAGUUCUGGAACUGACUGAGCAAAUAUCCUCGAAGGAUGAUGAAAUCAGGAAAUUAAGUAAUUGGAAUGACUCUCUAAACCAUGAGGUGAAGCUUGUGAAGGAUCAAAAUGUUGAAAUAAAUGAAGUGAUCAAAUCAAUUCGGAAAGACCAUGAGGAUACUAUUAGGAAACUUCAGCAAGAACUUCGCUGUGCUGCUUUUACUGCAUCAAAGAAACAGGAAGACAUUAUGGUUCUGUCAGCUGAAGUAACACAUCUAAAAGAAAAGAUCUGUCACUACAAUGAAAACCAACAUCAGAAGCAACUGGAGUUUUCUGUUUUAGAGGCAGAACACAAAGUGCUGAUGGAAAACAUGACUUCUCUUCAGAGCCAGUUAGCUGAGGUUAAAACUAUGAGUGCCCAGAAGGAAUCUGAGCUCCUCUUGCUUCAGCAGCAACUUUGCCAUCAAGAAACCCAGAGAAAAACAACUUUGGAGCUUGAGACAGCCAGGUGUGAGGAGCUUGAGAAGACUGUGAGUCAACUUCAGGCAAAAGUCCUAGAGAUCUCCUCUGUUGCCUCUGAGAGGGAAGCUUGUUUGACUUCUCUUCAGAAUGAGAUGAAGGAUCAAGAGAGGCUUAGAGCUCAACUGGAGCUGAAGGUGGAGGGACAAAGUGUCUCCAUCCUUGGUUUAAAUGAUAUUGCCAUAAAAUGGAAGCAGCAAUGUAAACAGCUUUUGGAGACGGUGAAGAUGAUGUUGGAGAAAAUCAAUCAUUACAACUAUAACAAACAGCAGCUGGUGAAGGCUCAGGAGAUGAACAAGUCUCUUAUGAACUCCCUAGAGGCCAGCAGGAGAGAUAUCGAAGCUCUGAAGACCGAACUGACACUGGCUCGCAUGGAACGAGACCAGGAGAAGGACAAAGUCGAAAGCUUGCAGACUCAAGUAAACCUUUCUGUCCGGCGUCUACAAAAACAGAGGAGGGUGAAUGAUGACAUCGACUACCCUAGAGUCCCAUUUGAAUGGCAGGACAACAGCAAGUUCAAUGGUUUGCUCAAUUCUUACAGCCAUUUGGCACCGUCUGGUGAGACCAGCACUCCGCAGAAGACACCGGGAAGUGUUAAAGCAAAGGAAUCUGUUUGUAGUCCACCCUCUUCCCAAUAUCGGCGCAAACUGGCUGCCCAGCAUUUCAGACCUGUCUCUACAAAUCUCUUCAGGGGAAAUGAUGUAACCGCAACUUCAUCUAAAACAAAUGAACUUCAAGAGAAUGAAACGAAGCACGCUGCAGAUGACUUGAUGCGCAUCGCUGAACUGCAGGCACGAAACAAAGCCUGCCUACCUCACAUGAAGAGCAGCUACCCACUGGAGUCCAGGCAUAAUAUGGGAAUUCCAUCUUUAACAUUAACGGAUGAAGACCUGCGGAUGGGUAGCCCACAAGAGACCAUUCAACUUGCUGCUUCACACCUACGUUCAUCACAAAAGAUGCAUAGCUUGCAUGCUCGAAAUCGCUUUGGAUCCCAGCGAGCAGCCACACCUGAGAUGAAUGAGUCGACAAGCUGCUUCUCUCAGACGACUGUAAAGGGCAGGCAUGAGAACAUGCAUCCAGUCUGUAAGGCUAAGCAAAAGCAACAUGUGGUGUUCACGAUUCCUAAUACUCCAAAGCCCCGCAGAGGUGGGACUUUGCUGCAUCGUGGAAGGAUCUUUAAGAACUCCUGCAAAUCUGCCACCGCUUCCAGUCAAAUCCUGCGCUCAACGCUGAGAAAGUCUCCAUGUAGCAAACCUUAUGUGAAGAAGACUUCACACUAAAUUGAUGGCCUUUCCACCUCCAAUUAUAUUUAUUCAUGUUUUUAUUUUUUUUUUUAAAAUAAAACAGUUUUGUUUUUGUUUUUUAUUAGUUUUGCUUUAAUAAAACACAAAUCAUGUAGUUUCCAUGUAAAAUGACUUACAGCUCCCCCAUGUGGUUGAAAAGUGCAACAGUGCCUGGUAUCAGACAGUCUUCUGCAGGGGGAGGGGCGGGGCGGGGCUGUGUGCUCUACCCUCCACCGCCACUUUCAGAGUGUGCUUGUAGCAGCUAGGAGGUUGCUCAGGUUGCAGCAACAGUACAAUUUGUCCAGUUAAAAGUUGUUCUAUCACUAAAAUAAUUUUAGAGACAUUAUUUAAAGGUAAAAAAACUACAUAGUGUUGCUUUAAAGGUUAAUUUUUCUGUUAACCAUUGAAGGAUCCUAUCUUAGAUCCUCACGUGCAGAAUG
This is a messenger RNA of Misgurnus anguillicaudatus (oriental weatherfish), 3284 nucleotides long. RefSeq lists its product as uncharacterized. Lineage: Eukaryota; Metazoa; Chordata; Actinopteri; Cypriniformes; Cobitidae. The record is from RefSeq and is a predicted model, not a curated record. Gene Ontology annotation, molecular function: microtubule binding. Gene Ontology annotation, biological process: establishment of mitotic spindle orientation. Gene Ontology annotation, cellular component: centrosome; spindle pole; spindle microtubule.